Molecule: messenger RNA, 2775 nt
Organism: Setaria italica (foxtail millet)
Lineage: Eukaryota; Viridiplantae; Streptophyta; Magnoliopsida; Poales; Poaceae
Product: indole-2-monooxygenase
Exons: 4
Coding region: 1000-2631 (543 amino acids)
Molecular function (GO): heme binding; monooxygenase activity; oxidoreductase activity, acting on paired donors, with incorporation or reduction of molecular oxygen
Source: RefSeq, a predicted model, not a curated record
CAUUAUCUAUUUGCUUAGAGGCUAGUCAUGUGCUUAAAGUGAGAGGAGAGAGGGAGAUUAGAGAGUGAUUACUCUUUUCUCUUGAUUUCUUCAUCUUUAGUGGGUGGAUGAAGGGAGGAGGCUAGUCUUCAUCUUGUAAAGAUGUUGUCCUCAUGAUUUAGUUGUGUUUUGAUGUCUCAAUUCGUGCUAAAUCUUUGUCUCCCGAGCGUUUUUCUAUUUCGCUAUUUUCGGAGCUAUUUUUGGGGAUUUAUUGUUCUUCGUAUUUGAGCUCGAAUCUCGUGAGAUUGGUUGAAGGGAAAUGUUGCUAGGUCCUUAAGAAGCAUCUUUGAUAUGAUCCCCCUUCAAAUCCCUCACGAAUCCGGCUUGAAUUUUGAAUUUUCCCAAAUCGUGUUCUUGAGUUAGGGUUUCGAUUUUCUCCAAAAUUAGUGAUGAAUUCUUGAGCUUUUCAGGAUUUGUUUCAUGGAUCUAUUUGCCCUUGGGGUAUUGCAUCCGUGUCUCAAGUUUCAUGUCGAUCCGCGAAGUAUGGGAGGAGAUCUUAUGAUUUGAAGUUUGUUAUUGUUCUUCGGUUGUUCUUGGUGUUCCUGUCUCUGUUCGCGCAGGUUCUCUGGAUAGCGGAGCAUCAGGCAAGAUGGCGCAAGCGCACGUGCCGUGCACGCAGCAGCGCUCGUGCUCACGUGCAACGAAGCAGUGCAACGGGCCGUCAGCAGGCCGCACCAGACCCAGCUUGCGGGAGUAGGCAGCCCAGGGGCGAGCGUAGCUGACCAAGCAGUCCAGCAGAUCGUUCGCUUCACAGGCCAAGCAGGCCUUUCACGUGAGGCAGGCCUAGCAAGGCCAGGUAGGCCAACAGGAAGUAGCAGGGGCACGCAGCCCAAUAGCAAUUGUCCAGACACUGGAGCUAUUCAGCUAUAUAAUAUAGGAGUAGUCACGAAGGAAGACACGGCACGAUUCAGUGGAUCGUCAUUCCUGUUCGAUCCAAGCAGUAGUGUUUGCCGCAGAGCCAUGGCUCAGAUGUUGCAGGAUGAUGCUCACCACCAUGGCGUCCAUGAGCUGCUCCGCGAAUCGCCGCCUCCACGAGCAGCGCUGAUCUACUACUCUCUCCUUCUCGCAUGCCCUGUGAUCCUCCUGCUGCUGCUGCGCCGCCGCCGCCUGACGGCGUCGUCUGCCGCCGCGAGAGACCGGGAGCAGCUGCUGGGCAGGCUCCCUUCGCCGCCGCGCAGGCUGCCCGUCAUCGGCCACCUGCACCUGGUCGGGCGCCUCCCGCACAUCUCCCUCCGCGACCUCGCCGCCAAGCAUAGCCGCGACGGCCUCAUGCUGCUCCGCCUCGGCGCCGUCCCUACGCUCGUCAUCUCCUCUCCGCGCGCGGCGCAGGCCGUGCUGCGCACGCACGACCAGGUGUUCGCGUCCCGGGCCUACUCCCCCGUCGCCGACAUCCUCUUCUACGGCUCCAGCGACGUCGCCUUCGCCCCCUACGGCGAGCACUGGCGCCAGGUCAAGAAGAUCGCCACCACGCACCUCCUCACCAACAAGAAAGUCUGGGCCUACCGCCACGCCCGCGAGCAAGAGGUGAGGUUGGUCAUGGCCAAGAUCCGCAAGGCGGCCGCUGCAGCUCCAGGCAUGGCCAUCGACUUGAGCGGCCUGCUAAACUCCUUUGCCAACGACAUCGUGUGCCACGCCGUGUCGGGCAAGUUUUUCAGGGAGGAAGGCCGGAACGAGCUGUUCCGGGAGCUGAUUGAGGCGAACUCGGCGCUCAUGGGGGGUUUCAACAUUGAGGACUACUUCCCAGGCUUGGUGAAGGUGGGCAUGAUCAAGAGGAUGGUGUGCGCUAAGGCCCAGAAAGUGAACGAGGGAUGGAACGAGUUGCUGGAUAAGCUCAUCGAUGAUCACGAAAGAAGGUGGGAGUCACAACUUGGGGACGAGGAAAGCGACUUCAUUGAUGUUUUGCUCUCUGUUCAGAAAGAGUACAAUCUCACAAGGGACCAUGUAAAGGCACAACUGGCGAUCAUGUUCGAAGCUGGCACAGAUACAUCAUUCAUAGUGCUGGAAUAUGCGAUGAUUAAGCUCAUGCAAAACCCCCACCUCAUGACCAAGCUACAAACCAAGGUGAGGAUGGCUAUACCAAAGGGGAAAGACAUGAUUACUGAAGAUGAUCUGAAUGCCAAUGACAUAGCCUUCUUGAAGGCAGUCAUUAAAGAGACACUCCGACUCCAUGCACCAGCUCCGCUUCUUGCACCCCACCUAUCCAUGGCUGAUUGCGACAUAGAGGGCUACACAAUACCUUCUGGGACACGUGUCAUCGUCAAUGCAUGGGCUCUUGCUAGGGAUCCUAACUAUUGGGAGAGCGCAGAAGAGUUCAUGCCGGAGCGGUUCAUGGAAGGCGGCAGUGCCUUUGCUAUGGAGUACAGGGGGAAUGAUUUCAUCUACCUUCCAUUUGGGACUGGGCGAAGGAUUUGCCCAGGUAUAAGCUUUGCAAUUUCUGUUGUUGAGAUUAUGCUGGCGAACCUCGUGUACCAUUUCAACUGGGAGCUGCCACCUGAAUCGAAGGAUAGAGGGAUUGAUAUGUCAGAAUCAUUUGGGUUGACCGUGCACCGGACGGAGAAGCUUCUCCUUGUCCCUGUACUGCCUCAAGAAUAAUUCGGUAGUCUUGUGUGCGCAGUAGCUUUGAGGACACUCUAGUAUCUUUUGCCUACUCUAUGCGUGUUGGGACUUGUUAAGUAAAAGUGUGUUGAAUAAAUAAUGAGUAGCAUCAAUUGAUCAUGAAGAAUGAUUGUUUCAUAA